AUGAAGGUGGCGGAUGUUUAUAUCCAUGGGGAGUGGCGUUGGCCUGAUACAUGGGUUACCCGUUAUCCUAUUCUCCUUGAUCUUCAGCAUUUCAAUCCUCAACCGACUGAUAAGGUAGUCUGGAAGUCUUCUUCAGGGAUGGAGUUGGACUAUGGUACUUCGAGUGUGUGGAACGAUAUUCGGACCGCUCAUGAUGAAGUCCCAUGGUCGGAAAUGGUUUGGUUUCCGCAAGCUGUUCCGCGUCAUUCUUUUUUCAUGUGGCUUCUAGUUAACAAGAAAUUAAAGACGCAAGAUAUCAUGGCUAGGUGGUUAUCUUCGGGGAAUAUGAAUUUCAACUUGAUGUGCUGUUCUCUGUGUACGUCGGGGCCGGACUCUCACGAGCACUUAUUUUUUGAAUGCCCGUACAGUGAGCGGGUAUGGAAGGGAGUAAAGGAUAUAGCGGGGUUAAACAACGUAACUAAUUCUUGGGAAACCAUCUACAAUCAUUUGGUGCAAUUCCGGGGUUCGAAAAACGCUAAGCAUGUGAUUGGCAAGUUGGUUGUGAGUGCAGCGGGUUACUUCGUUUGGCAGGAAAGGAAUGCUCGUUUGUUUUCUACAAAGAAGAGAAGUGCUAAUCGGCUAACCGAAAUUAUUUUGGCUACCGUAAGGAUGAAACUUCAUACCAUGCGAUUCAAAAGAACGAGUCAAGUGGAAAGUAUUCUACAGGAUUGGAGUCUCCCGCGUGGGCUGGUGAUUGAAGACGACGAUUGUGGCUAG
This is a messenger RNA of Helianthus annuus (common sunflower), 756 nucleotides long. RefSeq lists its product as uncharacterized. The transcript has a single exon. The record is from RefSeq and is a predicted model, not a curated record. Lineage: Eukaryota; Viridiplantae; Streptophyta; Magnoliopsida; Asterales; Asteraceae. The coding region runs from base 1 to 756 and encodes 251 amino acids.